AAUAUUUUUCUUAAAACGUCAAAUGAAAGGCAUUGAAAUGACUAAACCGUCAUCAAAAAUUCAUAUGACAGGUAGAGGUGACCGUCAAAUUCCAGGCCUGGUUUGGACCAUCGGAUGACUUUAUCGCUCCACGUAUUGCGAUUUGAUGGGUAAUACGGCCGACUGGCGUAUUCCUUUCCUGCACCCGACGGUACACUGCAAACAAUGGUGAUUUUCCAUAACCUGAUGUUGACUACAGUAACCCCUGUUUCUUUGCAGGAUUUCUUGAACAUGUAUUUUCAAAAGCAGUACAAACCCAUCCGUUUGGCGUACAAUCUGGUGCUUGCAAUGCUAUGGCGUCAUCCAGAGAACGUAGAGCUGGAUUCUGUCAAAGUUGUUCACUAUUGUGUAGUUGGUUCAAAACCGUGGAGGUUCACUGGUGAGGAGGAAAACGUGGAGAGGGAAGAUAUAAAGAGAAGGCAACCAACGCAUUGCCUGCUCCACCCACAGCUUGACCAGAGUCUAGACAAGUAGAUUUAUAGAAUAUAUAUAAUAUAAGGUAUUUUAUUGUAUGCUCAAAAUUGUGCAUAGCUCUGGUAAGGCCGUGGAGCUUUUGUUGCCCUGAUGAAAUUCUUUUUUUUUUAAUUUUCAACCAAAACAAAUUUGAUUUGUGUAUAGAUUGAUUUGUAAA
Molecule: messenger RNA, 670 nt
Organism: Cryptomeria japonica (Japanese cedar)
Lineage: Eukaryota; Viridiplantae; Streptophyta; Pinopsida; Cupressales; Cupressaceae
Product: galactinol synthase 1-like
Exons: 2
Coding region: 205-513 (102 amino acids)
Molecular function (GO): glycosyltransferase activity
Source: RefSeq, a predicted model, not a curated record